AAGAUUUCAAAUAUAUAAUACAUUCCAUCUCGAUCUCCUCAUCAUUUCAAAUUGUAACAAUGUCCAUGACGAUUACGAUCCGAGCCGGGUGGCGCGAGAGGUCGCGCGUUCUUGUAUUGGAAACUACAAAAAUACAACUACCACGAGACGAGCUUCUUGCCUAAAAAAAGCGACGAAGUAGAGGAGCAUCAUAGUAGAAAGAAGAGCCUCUCGUUGAUCACAAUCACGAUGGGGAAGAAGAAUAAGAGCAAGGGGGACGAUGAUUCUGUUAAGGCUGUGAUGUAGCUAAUCCGUCCUUGCCUGCAUCCUUGAAGCGUAGGGGGUAGUUGGUAGUUGACAACUGUAUCCACCUAAGGGUAGAGCUGUUGUAUCCACCUCAGGGGAGAAUAUGAAUACUCUGACCACCCCCGCAUAGGAGAGAAUACUCGGAAGGCGGAUGCAGCUGAGAGAAGGUGGAUGCAGCUCUAAUUCUGUCGGCAACGUCGUCAGCUGCGGCAUCAUCGUCGCUGGAAUCAUAUGCGUUUUUUCGCUCAUCUACGUCUCAAGGGGACUGGAUGUUAUGUAUGAGAGUCUUUGUCUUUGCGAUUGUACACAGUCUGUCGUUGAGAUAGUACGAUGGUAAACACACAUAACUUUUAGUUGCAAUUUUACGCCCCGACGCUCAGAUGGUGGUACACACAGACGCACAUCUUUCGUUUUUGCUCUCGCAUCAUCUCGGUUCAAAAAUGACUACUCUUUCAUCCACAUCCUGUAGCACUUGCACUUCUUACUUGAGGCAGGUUCAUUCCCCAAUCAUGAUUGUGCUAUGACCUAGUUAUCGAUUCUAAUCCAAGCUACUCCGGAUUGUUCAAAUUCCCAUUGGACAAGAUAGGGGAUCAUUCGAUCAUCGGCUAUGUGGCCGACCGGCCUUUCUCGAUGAUUUUUGUAUGGCUUCAAAGUCUUUCUUCAUCUAGGCGACAUUUUUAUAUAUAAGUAUAUUUUGUUCUUGUUGGUUCUAGUAUAAAUGUUGUAGUUGUCAUAAUUUUUGGACUAGAGUCUUUUGGAACAAUGAGUCACUUUUUCCAGCUGGGACUUGAGUCGUAGCGAGCGUAAAAACCUCGGAGGGACGAAUCGUACUAGUAAACAGCCCCUUCUGAUCAUCACUACGCUUUAAUGUUAAUACUUGAAGAUGGGUAUUACUAAAGCGUGAUGAUUAUCACUAUCUUUAGCAACACCGGACGAUAACACUGGGGUCACCCUUUCGGCGAUCUUGGCAUACAUCGCGAAGCGAGUAUCAAUAAGUUUAGCUUUCCACUUUUCCUUUCUUCUUCUCACCGCCAGCUUUUUCCAUCCCUCUCCACGGCCAUUAGUCACAGGAUUUUUAUGUUCGUGUUUAACAUUGCGGUAUUAUUUUCUGAUCAUCACUACGCUUUAGUCAUACUCGAAGAUUUUCUAAUCUGCACAAAAAAAGACAUUUUAUUUGAGAGAGAAAUCGAAUCCUGGACUUCGAUGAUGAACACGCUGUGCACGAACUCGAACGAAUGGGUCAUUGCUGCUAAUAGCUUGUCUUUAUGGAAGACGAAUGCGAGGUCGAGGACUCUGACUCGCUCUGUGUCUGCGCUAUUUUUUCGCAAGUAUAAGUAGGUCCAGCGGCGCUCAAAGCACAUAAGUUGUAAAACAACCGGUUAGAAGCUUUCCCUCUGCUCGUAGACUUAUCCCUUCAAGCAGUAUAAGUAGAUCGAGACAGUAAGUAGGUAGAAGCGGCUUGUUUGAGGAGCCCGGACAUGAAAAAUCCGUCCACGCAUUGGCUGAUGAAUCGUAUGUACCUCUGCAUCUUCUAACCUGUGGCACCCUUGCUACCUUGGCAGGCAGUGCAAUAUGCAAAGCGACCGCCGAGGACUACGAAAAUAUGUUAUGAGCACCUUCAUGGAUCUGUUGCUACACCUUCGUUCCUAGCCUCACGACACCUUCACUCAUGACGCUGAGACUUCUCAUUUUCUCUUGUGAUCUCCUCUCUCUUGCAUAUACCAACACCCCGCCUCAGAAGUGCAACUGCAAGUACUACUCUCAAACUUCUCACCAAGAACUUCUCUCUCUCAUUAGCCUCAAACUUCCUUCUAGCUUCUCUCUCUACUACCCUUAGAAUUCUCACAGCUUCGCUCCCCCUCUCAUUUUUACCCAAUUCUCGUUCUCAGCUUCGCGGCUCUCUCCCAUUACUUAGAAUUUCUUAUCUUUUGAGACCAUGCAUUAGAUUUAGAAUCUCCCUUUCUUCAUACUUCGGCGUCUCAGACAUCGCGCUAGCGUUUGGUUGUACGAGCGUGUAUACAUGCAAAUACGUGGAAGAUUGUCGGGCCCAUGCGACCGCUAGAUGCCAAAAAUACAGGACGUUGGUGUAUGGUGGCGUCUACACCGGAAUGGCUCUCGUUGCAAUAGCAAUGAAUAUGGUAUGGCGUGAGCGUGACUGUGAGUUCUAUGCCCAAGUCUGCUAGGUGUCGUGACAACAUCUUCAAGGUUUCACCCCGAAGAACGCCAGAAAUAAGACAUCAAGAACGCAAUCUCCUUUCACAUCCAACUGUCAUCGCCAUGAAGAACACCUUGUUCACCAUGAAGAAUGAAUUAUUUAUUUUUAUUUUUAUUAGGACAGCACGCUGAUCUUCAUCUUCUCGAUUCCUACAACUAGUACUAGUACUACUAGACAACAACUAGUACUAGUACUAUCUACUAGACAACAAGUAGUACUAGUACUACUAGACAAGAAGCAGUACACUAGUGAGUACUAGUUGUACCUACCACUACCUACCACUAGAGUACUCAUAGAGCGUCUUCUACUUCUAACAAGUGCCCUAGUAACUGCUCUGUUCAUCCAGUGUGAACCGACGCCCAAGAAGAAGCUGAAGAAACGGAAGGAAGCAAGGAUGAAAACAAUGAUAUCUGGAUGCACAACUUGCUGCCUCUUUAUCUUUUAUGAUUCUAGGCUCAUCAGGCUGUUUUUGAUUUGCUGUAAGUAGAAUUAGAAUCACUGGAAUUGCUUAGUUGCUUACAGAGUUUGAGUUAGUGUCCUUGACGCUAAAAUAAAUGCUGUCUUCUUUCGUUCUACUCGAGUCGUGGUUUUUCUUCUAUACCUUUAGACUGGGUACACUACUCCUACUACUAGCCCCAAGAUGAAGAGGCAACUGAGGGAAUGCGAGAGCAUCUUGGGGCUAGUAGUAGGAGUCUUGAUCUUGGAAUUACUUCGUAUAUACGAGUUGCAUCUUCUUGAAUACGACUACUAAAUCUCAUACUUCUAAUCUUUCUGUUCCUUUGUGUAUACCUCUAGACUUGGUACACUACUCCUACUAUUUUCUUCAAGAUGCUCUCUUCCUCCAAGACAAUGAAUUCAGGUUGUAAGGACCUCUUCUAAAUGUGCGUGUAUCUGUUAUUUCUCGGCAUCUGUUCCAUGUCCUUCAGCUUUGACGGCAGCGCUAGAUUUCCAGAGUGGGAAAUGUACCUUUUCUAUUUUAUCGUACUACGUGCCGGCUUGACAUCUUAGGGCAAGAAUCUUGAUCAUUUUCUUUAUCUUUAUCUUUCUUUUCCACAUAAAACGACCGCAGUUCCACUGAUCGGAUAACACCUUUCUCAAAUCCCAAUUACAGGAACAUCAUGAGUUACGUGUUUCUUGUCGGGUGGUUACUCACCUUAAGGCUACCGCUGAAGCAUCCUCAGCAGCAUCCUUCCUUGCCUCUUUUUCUACUUGAAAAAGAAGCACCCUCCAAGGAUACUAUUACUCUCAAGGAAUCAGAUGCGAACGCGAUAGCUCUAAUCACCGCUGCAGUAGCGCUCUUAUUGCUGUGUCGUUUCGUAUGUUUGCGAGACAAGAAGAAGGAACCAGAAGCCGAAGGUGAAUACUAUGACGAGUGGGAGGAGGGUUACGACUACUACGAUGAGGCGGAGGGGUAUUAGAGUGGUGACAGUAGUGCUACUACGAGGUAGAGAAAACGACGACUACGAGGAGGCGGAGGGGUAUUAUAGUGGUGACAGUAGUGCUACUACGAGGUAGAGAAAACGACGACUACGAGGAGGCGGAGGGGUAUUAGAGUGGUGACAGUAGUGCUACUACGAGGUAGAGAGCGGAAGCAGAUAUAGUCCUAGUGCUACUACGAAGCAGGUGACAUCAGGAAUACUCCGCGGAUGGCAGUAGCACAAACAAAUCUUAGGUCUUCCUCUUCAGUGGUACGGUAGAAAUAGGAGCACGACCUUGUCGGAGAAAGAGCGUUGCAAGAGGGGAGAGCAAAAAGAGUCACGUCGUCGUGUUUGUAUGAGAAAGGCGCGGAGUAACAAACGAGAAGGAGAACGUCGACAGAUUGUACAGGAAGCACUGACAGAAACGGACGACUCGUAUUAAGCCAAAGAAAAAGACAUCAGUCAUUAUGCUUCAGACUUGAGAAUUCCAAGAAAAAACCUAUCCGAUGCAAAUUAUACUACAUCCGAGUAAACAUAAAUUCCAAUAACUGAACCAUUCAGGAGUUCUAAAUACUUACUUAUUCGACUUAAUACACUCAAUUUUGCUUUUAAAGGGGGACGAUUACUUGGCCAAUAUCUAUGCCUUCGAUACUGUUGCAUGACAGGAUCACGAACAGUGGUACGCGACAGGAAUCGCUGUGUUUUUUUGACAUGAGUACAAGCAAGUCGAAAUUAAUAGUAAAACAGGCUCCAGAAAUUGAAAUUAAAUCAAUCGAAGAAUAUCAGAAGUCGCUGGUUCUUAUCAUCACGUUUGUGUUUCGUAGUUUAUUUCAACAUUAGUCAUCGUCACUGGAAUUGGUCUAUCUUUCUUAUCAGACAAGCACUGUAUUUCUUGAAUCAAUAUCAAGAUUCGCGUCAUGCUUGAAUGAGCAUUAGUAAAAAGGCACAGGAGGUUGUUGCAUAGAGAAGAAUUUCAAUUUUGUUUAUUUUUGUGCGACAAAAACUGCAGACGUGCAAAAAUCAGAAGAUGGCUGUGCAAAAAUCUG
Amoebophrya sp. A25 is the source of this 4964-nucleotide messenger RNA. Lineage: Eukaryota; Dinophyceae; Syndiniales; Amoebophryaceae. The record is from the annotation of a GenBank genome assembly.